GUGGGAGACUGGGUCUCAGUAUAAAACGAUUCCCGGGCCGACCGGCCAUCACAGUUUACCUCAACAGCAGCCAUGAAGUGUGUGGUGCUCUCCGUCUUCGCCCUGGUGGCGCUCACGUCCGCGCAGCAGCAGCGGCUGCAGGAGCCCAUCGCCAUCGUGCGCCUCAACUCGGACGUUCAGCCCGACGGCGGCUUCGUCUACGAGUACGAGACGGCGCAUGGCAUCAAGGCCGAGGCCCGCGGCGUGCCGUCCGAGGCCGGCCCCGAGGGCCCCGCCGUGGCCAUGCAGGGCAGCUACUCCUUCGUCGGCGACGACGGCCAGACCUACGCCGUGACCUACGUGGCCGACCAGAACGGCUACCAGCCCCAGGGCGCGCAUCUGCCCACGCCGCCACCCAUCCCCGAGGCCAUCCUGCGCUCCCUCGAGUUCAACGCCAAGUACUACAAGGGCGAGGACGACGAGUCCCUCAGGGCCGCCAAGCCCGCCUUCGGCCGCAACUAAGGCUCUAGUGUCUCUCAAACAUUGAAAAAAAAUUGUACCUGAUUUAGGAAUAAACAAUACUGCGCAAUGGAUA
Messenger RNA from Thrips palmi, 574 nucleotides. RefSeq names its product larval cuticle protein 65Ag1-like. Bases 73 to 501 code for a protein of 142 amino acids. Gene Ontology annotation, cellular component: chitin-based extracellular matrix. Gene Ontology annotation, molecular function: structural constituent of chitin-based larval cuticle. The transcript is spliced from 2 exons. The record is from RefSeq and is a predicted model, not a curated record. NCBI's taxonomy places the organism in Eukaryota, Metazoa, Arthropoda, Insecta, Thysanoptera, Thripidae.